Molecule: messenger RNA, 1714 nt
Organism: Mercurialis annua (annual mercury)
Lineage: Eukaryota; Viridiplantae; Streptophyta; Magnoliopsida; Malpighiales; Euphorbiaceae
Product: ornithine decarboxylase-like
Exons: 1
Coding region: 323-1543 (406 amino acids)
Cellular component (GO): cytoplasm
Molecular function (GO): ornithine decarboxylase activity
Source: RefSeq, a predicted model, not a curated record
UCUAAGUAUUGCUCACCCACCCCUAGGUCCACUACUACCGCUAGAUUUUGGAUUCAACUUAAAACUCUACUAAUCAAACCAACCUGCACUAGCUACAAAAUCAGAUUCAAUUACUAUAACUGUUUUUGUUUUCUUUAUCUAAUUAAUUAAUUGUUCAAAAAAGUACUGAUUCUUUCGACCCCAAAAGGUAAUAUAAUAAUUCACCUACUCUAACUUUUCAUUAUUCACAUUAUUUAUACCCUAGAGAAUUACAAUAACUCAAACUCUUCUGUAUUUUGUUGUUAAUUUCUUUUCAAAUAUUUGCACUUAAUUUUAAUUUUUCAUGGCUGUGUUGGGUGCACCAGCCAAAAAUGUUUCUCCAUUGUCAAAAGAUGGCUCUAUUGGUUUCUUGCAAUCAGUCAUUUUGGAGAAACAAGAAAAUAAAGAACCUUUUUACGUUCUUGAUUUAGGUGUGGUCGCUUCUCUUAUGGACAAUUGGAUCCGAACCCUUCCCAUGGUCCGUCCAUUCUAUGCCGUCAAGUGCAACCCUGACCCGGAUCUGCUUGCCGCUUUGGCAACUUUAGGCUCCAAUUUCGACUGCGCAAGCCGAGGGGAGAUUGAGUCCGUUUUAUCUCUCGGAGUUUCGCCUGACAGGAUUGUUUAUGCAAACCCUUGCAAAGCAGAGUCACAUAUCAAAUACGCUGCUACAGUUGGUGUCAAUCUGACGACAUUCGACUCCGAAGAAGAACUUGACAAGAUCCGAAAAUGGCACCCGAAUUGUGAUUUACUAAUCCGGGUCAAAGCUCCGGAAGAUGGUGGGGCCCGUUGUCCACUGGGCCCUAAAUACGGCGCACUUCCUGAAGAAAUUGUUCCUCUUCUACAAGCCGCUCAAUCUUCAAGGCUCAAAGUUAUCGGCGUUUCCUUCCAUAUAGGAAGCGGCGCCACCAAUUCACGCGCAUAUCACGGCGCCAUAGAGUCGGCUAGAAGCGUGUUUGAAACCGCCGCUCGAUUCGGAAUGCCGAAAAUGAACGUGCUAAACAUUGGCGGCGGCUUCACCGCUGGCUCGCAAUUUGAGGAAGCAGCUGUAGAAAUCAAAUCAGCGAUCCAGGCUUUUUUCCCAAAUGAACCUGGUUUGCAAAUCAUUUCUGAGCCGGGCCGGUUCUUUGCAGAGUCAGCCUUCACAUUAGCCACAAAUAUUAUUGGAAAGAGAGUUAGGGGAGAAUUAAGAGAGUAUUGGAUUAACGACGGUAUUUAUGGAUCCAUGAAUUGUAUUUUAUAUGAUCAUGCAACGGUUACCUGUACUCCUCUUGCUUGUAUUUCGAAUCAUUCAAACCCUACUUGCAACGGGUCGAGGAUGUGGAGCUCUACCGUUUUUGGCCCGACUUGUGAUGCGCUCGAUACGGUUUUGACGGAUCAUCUAUUACCGGAAUUGCACAUCAAUGACUGGCUUAUAUUUCCAAAAAUGGGGGCUUAUACUGUGGCUGCUGGGUCAAACUUUAAUGGGUUUAACACUGGAGCGAUUUUGACUUACCUGGUCCAUUCUGGUUCAUGUGCUAGAAUAUAAUUUUGGGUAUUUAUUUUUUUAAUUGGAUCAUCUAGAAUUGGUGAAAUAUUUAUGUUCCAUUGGUUGAAUUGUACUCUUAUCUGUACAAUUUGAUGAGCAAGUUAUGAUGUACAACAAAUCUUAUAGAGUUUUGAAUUAUAAAGGCAGAAGGAAUCCAUAUGCAUUCAUCCA